This is a messenger RNA of Oncorhynchus kisutch (coho salmon), 1992 nucleotides long. RefSeq names its product probable palmitoyltransferase ZDHHC11. Bases 261 to 1472 code for a protein of 403 amino acids. Gene Ontology annotation, cellular component: Golgi apparatus; endoplasmic reticulum. The record is from RefSeq and is a predicted model, not a curated record. Lineage: Eukaryota; Metazoa; Chordata; Actinopteri; Salmoniformes; Salmonidae. The transcript is spliced from 12 exons. Gene Ontology annotation, biological process: protein targeting to membrane; peptidyl-L-cysteine S-palmitoylation. Gene Ontology annotation, molecular function: protein-cysteine S-palmitoyltransferase activity.
UAUGUUUUAGGUAUGCAAAAUACUCUAACUUGGUUGCGCAGUCAGCCUGGUAAAAAGGCAUCCUUUUAGAGGGAGUUCUAUUAUGACCGUGUACGGGGCAUGCGCGUUUCUCCAAGGCCAGUUUCCAUAGCAGUGGUCGCACCGCGAGAUAAGUUCUCCAACUUAUGAUGAUUGACUGACACCCACCGUGCGAGCUCCUUUGAUAUGGAUCUUACUAUGGACUUACUGUGCUUUUCGUUUUUUAACGCCAUCCGACAAAAAUGAGCUGUUUUGGGCGGGGGCUGAGGCGGACGGCCCCUGCACGCGGCAGCAGCAGGAAUGAGCUGGUGACCCCCUCGACGGCAUCUCUAACCAGGGUUAACGGCUGGGCCUGUCCCCCUCACUCCUUCCAGCUGGUGGGAUGGACAAUAUACAGCUACAUGGCUGUAGUUGGCUUUGGGAUCUAUAUCCCACUACUACCUUCACCCUGGAGCCACAUGGCCUACUCUCUGACUGGCAUAGCCUUCAUUGUGCACCUGGUCACCCAUCUAGCUGCCGUGUCUAUAGACCCCGCAGAGGCAGGCGUCCGUGCCAAGAAGAGCUACUCCAACCCACUGCCUGUCUUCGACAAGAAGAAACAACCACAUGUUAUCCACAACCUACACUGCUACCUGUGUAAAAUCAAUGUGGACCCAAAAGUGAAACACUGUGGUGUGUGCAACAAGUGUAUUGAAGACUUUGACCACCACUGUAAAUGGCUGAACAACUGUGUGGGGGGACAGAACUACUGGUACUUCUUUGUGACGGUGUUGUCUGCUACACUGGGCGUCCUUGUGCUUCUCAUGGUCGUCCUGUUCAUCUGCAUCCAGCAUUAUAUGGACCCUGCCAGUCUCCGCACCGCACCACAGUUUACCAGUGUGAUGAGUAACGGGACGUGGCUGGUCUUCCUACCCCUGGCACCCAUGGAGACAGGGUCAGGGAGUCUCCUGGUUGUCGCCUUCCUCACGGUCAUGUUGGCUACUGGCUCUCUACUGCUGCUGGUUCACCUACUGGGCUUCCACAUCUAUCUCUUGUUAAACCAAAUGAGCACGUAUGACUACAUUAUAACAAGACGUCGUAAACAGACCAGCCAGCAGGACGUAGAGAUGGGCUUUCCCCAGUCAUCUGACAGCAACGCAGGACAGAAUCAUCCACAAAUGGAGCCCUCCAUCGAUUGUGAUGCGUUGUUGUCAGACAGUGUCAGCUGCAAGAAUCAGGAAACAGGAACCAUUUCAAGUCGACCUUCUGGAUCUUUCUGUACUGAGUUGGACAACUUUACUAAAUCAUCAGAAAAGGAAAAUGGCUUUUACUAUGGCACAGAGCUACCCACCCAGAUUAUACCAGGUGAAGUGGUGAUGGAUGACCCCUUGGGCUGGAGGUCGGGUGGAGGUGGAGAGGGCCCCAGAGCAGGCCCGUGUGAGGGUGUCCCCUGCACUGACAGAGCUCAUCAGUAGCUGGUCUCUGAUGCUCUGCAGGUGGCCACACACAGUACCUGAGGAACUAAAGGCAUUGACACGCCAUAGUGAACGUCGGCCGUGUGCAGUACAGUAGAUCACCUACUGGAUGUUGACUAACUGUGGUCGAUACAACAUGUCAAAUCUUUGGGAAAUGAACAAAAAAUGACUGUUGAUGUUGUCUGGUCAGAAGCCAUGGAAUCGUCCACGGCAGCAGUAUUGACCCAGCACAGCACCGGGGAACAAAUAGAAUGUUCAUGCUGGAUUGAAGCCACCGUGAUGCGUCCAACGGACCUGCUGCUGUUGCCUAUGACGAUCACCACUUGAAACUGGAAAUGGACAUUUAUAAUUUACACUGGAUAUUUACACUGAGUGAUAGGAAGGACAUUUAUUUUGCAGCAAUUUUAUGUAUUUUAUCUGGGGAUUUAAAUAAUUGUUUUACCUAUGUUUUAUUUGUUAAUUUAGCCAUUUCAGAUCAUAAUGUUCUUGCCUGAAUUUUUAAAUAAAAUGUGUAAACAUA